Molecule: messenger RNA, 3022 nt
Organism: Cygnus atratus (black swan)
Lineage: Eukaryota; Metazoa; Chordata; Aves; Anseriformes; Anatidae
Gene: LFNG
Product: LFNG O-fucosylpeptide 3-beta-N-acetylglucosaminyltransferase
Exons: 8
Coding region: 77-1168 (363 amino acids)
Biological process (GO): regulation of Notch signaling pathway; pattern specification process
Cellular component (GO): Golgi membrane
Molecular function (GO): O-fucosylpeptide 3-beta-N-acetylglucosaminyltransferase activity
Source: RefSeq, a predicted model, not a curated record
GGCGGCGGCGGCGGCGCGGGCGGAGCGCGGCCGGUGGCGGAGCGGGGCGGCAGGGAGGAGGUGGAGGAGGAGGAGGAUGCUGAAGAGCUGCGGCAGGAAGCUGCUGCUGUCCCUCGUGGGCUCCAUGUUCACCUGCCUCCUGGUGCUCAUGGUGGAGCCUCCGGGGAGGCCGGGGCUGGCGAGGGGAGAGGCCGGCGGGGCGCAGCGGGCGCUGCAGAGCCUGGGGGCGGCGGGGCAGGCGGCGCAGGGCUCCGGCGGCCUCCGCAGCUUCGCCGAUUAUUUCGGGAGGCUGAGCCGAGCCCGCCGGGAGGUGCCCGCCGCCCCCCCGAGCCCCCCCCGGCCGCCCGCCGAGGACAUUUCCCCCCGCGACGUCUUCAUCGCCGUCAAGACCACCAAAAAGUUCCACAAGGCGCGCCUGGAGCUGCUGCUCGACACCUGGAUCUCCCGCAAUCGCGACAUGACCUUCAUCUUCACAGACGGGGAGGAUGAAGAGCUGAAGAAGCAAGCACGAAACGUCAUCAACACCAACUGCUCGGCCGCCCACAGCCGCCAGGCCCUGUCUUGCAAGAUGGCUGUGGAGUACGACAAGUUCAUCGAGUCCGGGAGAAAGUGGUUCUGCCACGUGGACGACGACAACUAUGUGAACGUGCGGACGCUGGUGAAGCUGCUCUCCAGCUACCCCCACACGCAGGACAUCUACAUCGGGAAGCCCAGCCUGGACCGGCCCAUCCAGGCCACGGAGAGGAUCAGCGAGAACAAGAUGCACCCUGUGCAUUUCUGGUUUGCCACGGGAGGAGCAGGGUUUUGCAUCAGCCGGGGGCUGGCGCUGAAGAUGAGCCCAUGGGCCAGCGGGGGCCACUUCAUGAGCACGGCGGAGAAGAUCCGCCUGCCCGAUGACUGCACCAUUGGCUACAUCAUUGAGUCCGUGCUGGGCGUCAAGCUCAUCCGGAGCAACCUCUUCCACUCGCAUCUGGAGAACCUCCACCAGGUGCCCAAGACGGAGAUCCACAAACAGGUGACACUAAGCUACGGCAUGUUCGAAAACAAACGCAACUCCAUCCACAUGAAGGGAGCCUUCUCCGUCGAGGAGGACCCAUCCAGGUUCCGCUCCGUGCACUGCCUGCUGUACCCCGACACGCCAUGGUGCCCUGCCAAUGUGGUGUACUAGGGAGAUGCGUGUCCCCUCCCAACCUCGUCCCGAGUCUCCCCGGUAUCCGACGGGCGUGCGGGACCUCGUGUGUGUGCGUGUGGCCGUGUCGGCCCUCCGGCCGGCUGUUGUUGCUGUGGUAUUGCACAGUGUGUGUGUACUGAAGGCUGCUGUGCGGCCCCUUGUCCCCUGCCCGGCCGCGCGCCCCCGCUGCCCGCUCCGGGACGGCAGGCACGGACGGGUCCUGAGCACUUAACCCCGGGGCACGGGGGGGCUGCCUCGCCUGGGUCGAGCCCCCCCCGCCCGCCGGCCAGCCCCGCGCCAUGCGUGGGGAGCGGCAGCCGGUGCUGCGCAGCUCUGCCUCACCCUGGCUUGCUUUUCUUUCUUUCCUUCCAGAUGUUAAGGUGGCUUUUUUUUUUUGGUGUGUGCCUCCCUACCCUCACCUCUAACCCCUCCUUGCUCCUGCAGACCCCUAACCUGUCCCCAUCCUUUCUCCCAGCCCCCAAAAUCUCAGCAUUGAGGCUCUGGCUCCUCACAGGCAAAGUUCUUAUUUUUUUUAACCUGGCCACGGCAAAUGCUGGGACACAUUGCAGUGCUGCAAAGCUGCUGGGUGCUCAUCAGCUACCACGGAGGGAGACCGUGGGGCAGACGGAUGGCUUGGCAAGCCCAGCACCACCAGCAUUCGCUCCAUUCCCCAGAGCUCCCUACAUCCCGCUGAAAUGUUUUCAGCGGCGUAAAUCUAUGCACUAUUUAUAGAGACUAAUUUAAAGGCUUUCUAUAAAUACGGGGGGCGGGAGGAGGGCUUUUCCGGAGCUGUGUUUGCGCAGUGCUGAGGUGUCUCCCUCCGGUGCCACCUCCCUGCCCGACAGCGGGGUGGCUGCGGGUGCAGGCAGGCUGAGCACAGGCACCCUGCACCUUUGCAAAGUAGCACUUCAGGGUCUGUCCUUGGGGGCCAUGUGGGUGUCCCCCCACCAAGCAUCCUCCAGUGGGUGCUGCUGGGGUGGCUGCAGUGCCCGAGAGGUGCUUGGCUGGAUGGGCACCCACCACGGGCCGGCAGCGUUUCCCAGCCUGGCCAUUGCUCUCUGCCUGUGGCUGGUGGGCAACGGGCACCCCAAAAGAGCAGAUGUCCCCCCACACCAUCGCAGGCUCUUCCCCUGGCUCUGCUCCUGCUCCUACAUGGGGUGCAUACUGCAGCAAGGCCAGCAGUGGGGGACCAAAGAGUGGUGUCCCACUCCUCCAGGCACAUCAGGAGCAAAAAUGGUUUGGGAAACGCUGCCAGAGCAAAAUUUGCCGUGAGCCAGGGAUGGAUUUAGCCCAGUCCUGGGCAAUGCGGGCAGGGACAGGGGUCCUGCAUCCCCCCGUGGCCACUGCCAGCCCGCGCUCCACAGGGAGAAGCGGGCAGAGCUGGAGCCGAAUGUUUCCAACCUGAAGCUGAGUGAAGAUAGCCCAUAAUGGGUGCGUUGUAAAUAUGUUAUUGUGCCAGUAUUUUUUUACUGUGCCUUUUUUAUAUAAAAAAAAAGACAAAAAAAAAAAACAAAACCAGCAACAUUAAGAAUUACGUAGAUUUUAAAAUGCUUUUUAUACGUUUUCUGUGGAUCAGAAAAAAAAAAAAACAACCUUCUGAUAAUCUGUUUAAGAAAGAAAAAAAAAAUUGCGAUGUCUUGUAACUAUCACUUACCUUAAUUUAUAUGUUCCAGUAUCUGGAACAUCACUCUGUGCUUUUUGUAAUUAGGAUGUGUUUAAAAGCAAUAGGUGUGGGUUGGGGAACCAGCAUGGACGGUGUGUUCUCAGGGACUUGAACCCGAUCGCUGCCACGGGGCCCCCGUGGGAGCCAUCACCAAUAAAGCAGCUUUUUGCUGACCACGGUCACCUGGU